AUGGAUCCCGAGGCGACUUUGUCGGGCAGUUUCAAGCCUGACACGGUGCUCCAGUCGCUAGUGGACCUGACGUCAGGGGCUACGCUGCUCAAGGCUGGAAGAUCUGUAAGGAGGUUUCGGCUGACUUCUGACCUGACUCGGCUGAUUUGGGAGUCAUCCAAGAAGAUAGAUGCCUCUGUCCUCAUAUCACAAAUCUCUGAGAUCAAAUUGGGACAAAAAACACCCAACUUCAAGCGUAACCCUUUGCCCCAGUUUGAGUCGCGUUCUUUCUCCCUCAUAUAUAGUGGUGGUCGCUCCCUGGACAUUGUCUGUAAAGACAAGAGGGAGUUUCAGACAUGGACCACUGGACUUAUGGCCCUAAAGGAAGGCUUCAGCGACUAUCACAGUGUGGAGCAGUACAUGUCUCAGGUGGAUCGUAAGGCACAAGUAAAGGAUGACAGACUCCGUGUUACAGUUGGAACCAUUCGUUCAAAGGUUUCCCACAAAGAAAGUGCAUGUGACCUGUACACAUGGGGGUCAGGUCAUCGAGGAAUGCUUGGUCAUAAAGAUGAAGAUGAUGAGAGAGUGCCCCGUGUGGUGGAGAGCUUGCUUGGCCGGGAUAUUGUCAUGGCAGCAUGUGGAGUGGCUCACACUGUGGCCUUGGGAGUCACUGGAGAGGUGUACUCCUGGGGCUCUGGAUUCUAUGGCCGUCUGGGGCACGGGAACUUGCGGGACCGAUUUUCUCCUCUAAUGAUAGGAGCUCCUCUCAGGGGCCUGGCAGUGACGUACAUUGCUUGUCAUGAGUUCCACUCGGCUGCUGUCUGUGACAAUGGGGAGCUGUUUACUUGGGGUAGGGCAGGGCCUUAUUUGGGGUAUGAAGUUGAGAGUGGUAACAAGCAGAUGAGGCCACGUAGAGUGAGCCAAUUGGAAGAGCAUCGGGUGUCUCAGGCUGCUUGUGGGUGUGCCCACACUCUUGUGUGUACGGAGGGAAACCAGGUGUUCUCAUUUGGUAGUAAUGAGUUUGGGGAGCUGGGACUUGGCCACGAGCAUGCUGUCACUGCCCCUUCGCUGGUGUCCUUCACUGAGGACCCUUCCAUCUAUCGCAUCGCGUGUGGGCGUAACCAUUCCGCUGCUGUUGAUGUGGACGGGAGAUUGUACAUGUGGGGGUGGGGUGGGCGCGGUCAGCUGGGACAGGGCGAGAUUCUGAAGAGUCCUCAGAACCUUCCUCUGCUGGUGGAGGGCUUCAACGAGCAGCCAGUGACAGAUGUCAGUUGUGGUGACGGUCACUCCUGUUGCCUGACAGGCAGUGGCAUUCCCUACUGCUGGGGAGACAACAGUGCAGGUCAACUGGGGGUCCCUCUCUCAACACAGGAGGUCUGUCGCCCCAGGGCUGUCCUUAUCCCAACUGGGCACUUCAUCACACAAGUUGCAUGUGGAGCCAAUUUCACAGUGGCCUUGUCUUCCGGCGGCUCAGUGUUCACGUGGGGACUAGGCGUGAGUGGUCAGCUUGCUCAUGGAGAGAACAAGAGCAGGUCUCAGCCGGUGGAGGUGGAGGCUCUUGCUGGAAAGCAGUGCCGACUAGCAGUGUGUGGGAAGGACCACAUGGCUUGUACUGUCAUUCAUGGAUGGGUGCCUGAUGAAGAGGCAGCUGCUUGCAUGGCUUGCAAGAAGAACUUCACCACCAUCCGUCGCAGGAUUGGGGCAUGCGGUUUGCGCGUGCGCGUGGUCCACGUUCUCCCUGUCGUCCCCGGCCCCAUCUCGAUCGGAAAGUCGAUGGCUGGUUUAGGCCAAGCUAGUAAUCCUUGCAACAUCCUUAACUCGUAUCACAACGGCUGUCAGUAUGAGCUCCGUGGGGAAGUGGGCCCACCUCAUAGCAGAGUGUUCACCAUGGCCGUUUCUGUGAUGGGGGAUGACUUCGUUGGAACUGGGCGGUCUAAGAAGUUAGCUAAACGGGCAGCUGCUGCAGAAGCUCUCCGCAAGCUCUACAACGUACAACUUAGCCUCUCUGAACAUACAAUUCGAAACAGCGUAGCCCCACUGUUUCCAGCUACAACAGACUUCACUGCCGACGCGUCUGAAACUGGAAGUAGUUUCUCGGGAGCCACAUCCAGCAGCCCUUACGUGAGCUGCAAUGAUUGUCUGCUGUCAGGGUCCCCUGUUGAGCCUGCCAACCCUCCCCCGCCAUUUCCUGAGGACAUGGGUCCCCCAGAAGCAAAGCGCUCUCGUACAGCCAUUACGUACAGCACUCUGCACCCAGUCAGUGAGCUGAUUCGCAGGUACCAAGAUGCCAUGUUCACCUACUCAGAUGCUGGGCCUCCCCAUGCCAAGCAAUAUGAGGCUACAGUUGUAAUCCGUGGGUGGGAAUUCAGAGGUCAUGGGCCAAACAAAAAGAAGGCGAAGGCAUUUGCAGCAGAGACUGCACUGAGGCACUUGGACAAUGUGUACAACAUAGGGAAGGAUGCUGUGGCUCCUCCAGGCAGCCAGCCUGCGUGGUUCAUGGACCUGGGCCCUGAUGUGUCCCAAAUGUUGGCGGACAGGGUCGGCCAACUGUGUGAGGAGAAGUUCAGUGAGCUGGCUACUCAGCGACCGCAGUCAGAGAGGGCGAAGAAGGUGAUGGCAGGGAUAGUCAUGAUGAAAGGCAGCUCUGGGGAGGGGAUUGUGUCUGGUGAUGUGGGGGGAGAGGUAGUUGCCUUGGGAACGGGUACAAAGUGCAUCAGUGGGGAGUCGAUUAGUGAGUCUGGGUUGGCAUUGAAUGACUGUCACGCUGAGGUCAUUGCUCGAAGAGCCUUCCUUCGUUUCAUGUAUGCCCAGCUCACCCUAUGCACCAAGGGACCAGAUAACCAGUCAAUAUUCGAAAGAGAAGCUUCAGGAAAGUUUUGUUUGAAAACAGGCAUCUCAUUCCACUUGUACAUCAGCACCACUCCGUGUGGAGAUGCCCGAGUCUUUUCCCCGGCCGAUGCAAAGGGAGGGGAUGCACACCCAAUGCGGCAGUCCCGGGGACAAGUCCGGGUGAAGAUAGAGGCAGGAGAAGGUAGCAUUCCUGCAGAGAGUCAGGUCCAGACAUGGGACGGAAUUCUGGCUGGCGAGCGACUCUUCACCAUGUCGUGCAGUGACAAACUGGCGAGAUGGAACUUGCUGGGAUUGCAGGGAGCUCUGCUGUCUCUGUACAUUGAGCCCGUGUACCUAAAGUCCAUCAUUGUUGGCUCUCUCUUCCAGGAGCAGCACCUCCUCCGCGCUGUGUACUCCCGCAUCAGUGGGGUGCAGGGCCUACCGGAACAGUUCACCCCCACCCUCCCUCUCUUGCAUCCAUUGUCCCAUCCAUCUCCUCGUGUCGCCCAAAAGUCUCCCAGCACCAGCUUAAACUGGACAUGGGGAGACUCUGAGGUGGAGGUUGUCCACUGCAAAACUGGAAAAUUGGACGACCGUGUCCCAUCACGCUUGUGCAAGCAGCUGCUGUUUGAGAGGUUUGUGGAGCUGUGGGACGAGUUUGCUCCCGAGAGUGUGAAGUCAGGUGCUGUAAAACUGUUGCCUGAAGCUGUUCAAAAGGGUCAACAGUCGAGUGUCGAGUCAGACAUAGACAGCAAGCAACUGAAGGGAUCUCUGCCUUUCCCCCAAGAGAAAGCCAAGCCAAGCAGGCCACAGGAGAAAGAUGGUAAUAUUCGUCGCAGUCAGAGGCUGAGAGCAAAUCCUCCUGAAGGUGGAGCUGUGCUAGAGGCUGGGAAUGGUGAGGUGGAUGCCAGUGUCCAGGCAGCAGCUGUUCCAGGUGUAACGUCGCAGCUCAUCAGGUCUUACUGCACCUAUGGACAGGUCAAGAGCCUAGCAGGUGACUAUAGGACGGCGAAAAACCUCUUAUCGGACCACCUCAAGAGCCGCUGGGGAUCAUGUUGGAUCAGAAAACCAGUGGAACAAGAAAACUUUCAUCUUUGAGUCGAACUUGUAUGCAUUAUUUUUUGUGUGGUUUUACAUUACUUUUAAACAAGUUUGUGGUAUGGGAGUAAGUGUAUAAUUUUUAUUAUAAAUGUCCUGCUACGGGAAAAGGACCAUUCGUUGUUGUGUCAUUGCUUUCGAGCUACGACCCAAAAAAUGAAUUAAGUGCAUUUUGGGCUUUUUCAAACACCGGCAAAAAAUUAAUUUGCUCUAUA
Molecule: messenger RNA, 4121 nt
Organism: Geodia barretti
Lineage: Eukaryota; Metazoa; Porifera; Demospongiae; Tetractinellida; Geodiidae
Source: the annotation of a GenBank genome assembly